AUGGAACCCAUCAGUGCCGUUGCAUCUAUCGUAACACUCAUUGCGCUUGCCAAAGAAAUUUCCUUUCUCACAACCGAUUUGUUUCGUGGUCUGCACUCUGCGCCUAGAGAGCUAGCACGACUGCAAGAACAGACCAACCUCAUUGUCAAGGAGCUCCAGUGUUUAGAAAGCAAUGCAAACCAGUCUGGAAUUGACCAACUGCUGGAUGGCUCUGAGAUUCGCACCUUAGGCGAGGCUCUCAAAGUGGCCAAGUGCAAUAUAGGUGCUAUUCACAAGGAAUGUGGAAAUCUCGGCCAAAAGUCAAAACGGCGGAUAAUGUGGGUAUUGUUUGAAAAGAAAAAGGCGGAGGAGUAUCUGAUGCAUCUUCAAAAAACGGAGAUUAGUUUGAGCGUCGUUUUGCAGCUCACCAAUAUGAAAAUGACUUCGACAGCCUAUGUAGAGACAAAACAGCACUUUAAAAAGACGCAGGAUGCCAUCGAAACACUCCGCAUAGAGCGACAGCUCCAGACGCCUUCCGCGCUUGUUCGACCCAACCAAAAUACUUCCAAGACUGCCCCCAAAAGCCAGCGAUAUCUCAAUGCACUCAUGCUAUCCGAAUUCUGGAAGUGGCUUCUAGCCUGCGAGCUGAUUAUCUUGACAACUACCGACGGAUCUCAACUGCGGUAUGACUGCCUUGCCAUAUUCUUACUUCCAACUCUGGCUAGGCGACUGGCAGUUAAGAUAUCACUCAGCUUUCAGAGACCUUCAUCCACAUGGAGUAACAUAGUUCUCCUUGGUGGUAGGCUCAGCAUGGUUAACUAUGUGCCCAACGACUCUGAAAUCAUCAUGGCCUGCAGAAAGGGUGAUCUUGUUGCGGUCCGCGACCUCUUUCGGCGGGGUAAGGCAUCUCCAAACGAUGUAUCUGAACGAUCAAAGACUCUGCUUUGGCAUGCUGCCGCAAGUGGAUCGACUGAACUUGCAGAAUAUCUAAUCCACGAAGGCACACCGGUUACUUCAAGCAUCCUUCUGGCCGCCGCGUACUGGAGACAACCACAAAUUGCGAGACUGUGCUUGAACAAUGACGCCGACCCUGAGGUCAUAGGAGUGGAAGGAUACACGGCAGCGAUCCUACUAUUCGGCUCCUCUCGUAAGCGGGAACCUCAGACGGAGUUCAUUGAGAUCCUUGCGUGCAACUCCUUCAGCAUCUUUGACGCUCAAGAUGAUUGUGGUUGGACUGCUCUUCACAGGGCAGCCGCCUUUGGUACGCAUGAAGAUGUUCGAUCUCUUUUGCGACUCCAAGCUUCUGUUGACGUUCGAACUUACAACUUAGAGUGGACGCCACUGUUCUGUGCUGUAUGCUUUGGCAACUUGGAGACGAUGCAAGAGCUGUGGUCUUGUUACGACAAUCCAGGCCAAACCAGAGAUCUGCGAGAGUGGAACUUACUUCAUGUUGCGGCUGGUGCGGGAAGGUUUAAUGUCAUGCCUUUCCUUUUGAAAAAUGGUGUUGAUCCACAGGCUGUCAGCCAGGCGACGUCUCGGUUUGUUCCUCCUUCCCUUGUUGAUCGUAGUGUCACGCCUAGCGAUGUUGCAAAGAGCUGUGGUGAGGACUCGUAUAGGAAGUGGACUGAGAUCCCGAAAACUACUGGUUUUAAGUCAAAGGUAUCGCCUAUAGACAUUGACUGGAGUUUGGAGGAGAUGCAAGGUAGAUAUGGGGGUUUUCACUGGGAGCGUGGUUCGCUGGGGUAG
Molecule: messenger RNA, 1725 nt
Organism: Mytilinidion resinicola
Lineage: Eukaryota; Fungi; Ascomycota; Dothideomycetes; Mytilinidiales; Mytilinidiaceae
Product: ankyrin
Exons: 5
Coding region: 1-1725 (574 amino acids)
Molecular function (GO): protein binding
Source: RefSeq, a predicted model, not a curated record